Styela clava is the source of this 5327-nucleotide messenger RNA. RefSeq names its product alpha-1,6-mannosylglycoprotein 6-beta-N-acetylglucosaminyltransferase A-like. Gene Ontology annotation, cellular component: Golgi apparatus. The record is from RefSeq and is a predicted model, not a curated record. Gene Ontology annotation, biological process: protein N-linked glycosylation. Lineage: Eukaryota; Metazoa; Chordata; Ascidiacea; Stolidobranchia; Styelidae. Gene Ontology annotation, molecular function: alpha-1,6-mannosylglycoprotein 6-beta-N-acetylglucosaminyltransferase activity.
CUUUUGCCUCGUAUCAUUUGUGGCAAGGACGGAAAUAAAAUAAUGUGAUGCCUUCAUAGUAAUGUGAUUGUCACACUGCUCUUUUAUUUCUAUCGCAACGGCAUGAGUUGUCGUGCUUUUGAAGUACUACAGUUGGGAAAUCGAGUCCGCAUAUUUCCGCGCAAAAUUGUCUUGACUGUGAGUGUGAUUGCUGUAUUAUUUUUGUGCAACAUCUUCUAUUCAAGACAUUCCAAUAUAAAACCAGUGAAAAGUGUUGAAGAACUCAAUGCUGCACGUAAAGAAAUAUUGGAACUUAGUAAAAAAUAUGUGAAGGAUUUAUCAAACAAACUUGUGGAAGUCGAGGAUGGACCUGCAGCAUAUCCGUAUACUGGUUAUGAUUUGAAAAAGGCUCUGGCGGUGUUAAUCAACGAUUUAAACGUGCGUGUCGAACAUUUAAGUGAUCGUAUUCAGGUGCUGGAAAACCAUGUUUUUAAAGAUAAAGAGGUGAAAGAAGUUAUGAGAAAUGGCAGGAAGGAUAUGGUCGCAGUCAAUGCUGUCGAUAUACUAAAUAAUGAGCAAGAAGAUUGUCCAUUUCCAAGUUUUGAUGAUUGGCCGUACUGUGAAAGCAAAAUUGUAUGGAUGAGGGAAAUGUGGGAAUCGGACAAAUGUUAUGCAGAAUGGGGUGUAGAUGGCUCAGAUUGUACAAUAUUAGUUUACCUAAGUGAACAAGAACGUUGGUGCCCUCCUUUUCCAUGGAGAGUCAAUAAAACUAUGGAUGAAGAAGCACAAGCUGAUUUUGAACUGGCGGUGAUACGGAGCGAUUUUACGAGAUUAUUUGCCCAAAUGGGAGACAGCUUACAUUUUAAAUGGAUAAAAUCAAGAAUUUCUAGGAUGGCCCCUACUUGGAUUGAAGCUGGUAGAAGUUUACAUAAAAAAUUUUACAACAUGAGACGGAAAAGAAAAAAGGUUUUAUUUCACAUGGGACUCUUAUCUGAAGACAUAGGCUGGGACAUUGCGAAGAAUGCUUUCAGUGGUGGACCACUUGGUGAACUUGUUCAAUGGAGUGACUUGAUCUCAGCUGUAUAUAUUUUAGGACAUGAUAUAACAUUAUCCAAGUCCGUGUCUGACCUAAAAGAAAUAUAUGAUCCUUAUUUGAAUUCAGCCAGUAGCAAUUGUCCAUUGAAGAAAACUCCUUUUGAUAUAUUGUACAGUGAUAUAGCUGGAUUGAGAAUGUUAAAGAAAGUUGCAACAAAGAAAUUUCAUUUGUUACAGUGCAACAUUAGAGUACUUGAUAGUUUUGGUACAGAACCAGAAUUCAAUCAUGUAAAUUAUGCAAGUAAGAAAACACAUAAAAGUUCAUGGGGAAAAUGGAAUCUAAAUCCAAAACAAUUUAACACAAUGUUCCCUCAUUCUCCUGAUAACACAUUUCUUGGAUUUGUUGUAGAGGAACAUUUAAACGAUACUUCAAUUCAAGAUAUUAAAAAAGAGAAUAUUGCUCUUGUAUAUGGGAAAAGAGAUUUGUUUUGGCAAGAGAAAGAAGAAUAUAUAUCGGCUCUCCAUGAUGUUAUUGAAGUUCAUUCAACCAUUGAUAAUAAGACAGAACUGGAAAAUGUUCCAGAUUACGUUCACAAUCACGGUGUGUUACCUGGUUUUGAGUUGCAUCAAUUAUUAAGAAGAGCAAAGAUUUUUGUUGGCCUUGGUUUUCCUUAUGAAGGACCUGCUCCAUUAGAAGCAAUUGCAAAUGGAGCUGUAUUCUUGAAUCCCAAGUUUUCUACUCCGAAAAAUAGUCUGAACACUCCAUUUUUCCUGGGAAAACCCACUUUAAGGAAACUUGCCUCGCAACAUCCAUACGCAGAAAUGUACAUAGGUCAACCUCAUGUACAAUCUGUUGAUAUGGAGAAUCUAGAAUCAUUGAAAGAAAUUGUAAAAAAAAUUAUAAACAAUGAAGAAGAGGUAAAGCCAUACCUUCCCUACGAGUUUACAUGCGGUGGCAUGUUAGAACGAUUAAGCUUAUAUCUUGAUAAACAAGACUUUUGUUCUGGAAAUGUCAAAUCAAUAUGGCCACCAAAAUCUGCUCUUCAGAUUAAAAUUACUGAUGGAAGUCAGUCCUGUAUUGAUGUUUGCCAUGUUAACGGGCUUAUUUGUGAACCGUCCUAUUUUCCCAUAUUGAACAAGCAUUCAACAUUUGCUUCGUUAAAUAUAACAUGCUCGGAAUUUCCAUCUACUGUUCCGCAAACGGAAAUUGAUUAUCCAGCGUUUCUUCAUGAUACAUGUUUUCUUCAGUCAGACAACAAACUUUUCAGUUGUGCUGGAAGAUACACAAAUAUGAAGAGAAUAUGUCCAUGUCGUGAUUACUUACAGGGUCAAGUAGCAUUAUGCAAAGAUUGCGUGUAACAUUGACAUCCGUCUUGAGUCUUCGUCCAUAAGAUUUUUAUGGUUCUUGUUUUAUUGUUAUAUUUUGAGUGGCAAAAUACCCAUUUUGUAAACCAGCAUUGAGGAAGCAUCAUAAGAGUAUUCUAGUUUAAAUUUAUUCUCCCUCCAUUGCUUUAUUAUUAUAAAAUAAUUUUAUCACGUUAUCUCAAAUCUUAAUUUACUAGAGUAUUUUUUAUACUAUGACAAAAGGAAUUUAUGUACCUUACUGUGUAAUAGUUAAUGUUCAGCAUGACUCUUUCCAAUAAAUUUUCAAUUUCAUGACGACUUAAAACUGUUUGCUGCUCAGUUUUGGAUUUAUUAAAUUAUAUUCGACUUCUUUGUUCUUCUCGGAAUGGGGUAACAAUCUCUACAGUGAUACCUCUAUAUCUAUCUAGCUUAUUGCUAUUCUAAAAUGGCUACUUUUUCAUAUCUUUUUAGAUAGAAAAUAUGAUACCGGUAGUUAAAAAUAAUUUGUAAUUUACCGCUUAUGAUAUUUAUGAGCUAUUUUGAGAUCAGGUGUAAUUAGGAUGAUUAGACUGUCUGUUUCAAAUUUUAAAGUGUUCUGGUUAUAUCUAUGAUUAAGUUUGAAUCCCAAUUUCCCCCACCUCACUCGAGGGGUUGACAAUACCGAAUCAAAGGAUUUCGAUCUUUCCGAAUAAUAUUAGCUCAUUAUAUAUCGUUGGAUAACAGUGGCAGCUUGCAUAGGACCUCAUUCGGAGCGAGAGGCGUGAUUAAAUAUCGAAUUGAAAGGAAUCAUAAUAUUGUCAUUCUAUUUUUGGCAGCCCCGUGCAGGAAAAUUGAAUAAUUCCCAAUUGCAAACGAAAAUAAUAUUAUUAAAUGUGAAGCAUUGAAUAUUCUCUUGUGUUCAAAAUAGAACUCGGAGAAAUUGUAAAUUAAUAGAAUUUGGUGAUGCAGAUUAGUUUAGAUACUAUAGAUUUUCUGUUUAUUUAAUAUCUGACGAUCAGGUUUCAAAUGCUUACUUAUGUUAUAAUAUAGUAUUUUAAUUGAAAAACAUUUUAAAUUCUUCCAGAAGUCCUAUAUAUAUAUUUAUACAGUAAAUCAGAUAUUACCAGGUUUAAAUAUUCUUUAUUCGAUUCACUUCGAAAUACCUGCCCUGUGUAGGUGCUACUGCGGCUGCAAUUAUAAAUUGUAAAUAGAUGUUUUUUUCUGUUAUGUUUUAAUUCUAUUUGAAUUGAAUUCAGAGUUAUGCAUUUUAUUGUAAUUGUUUGGUUGCAAUGUUUUUUGUCUUUUUGCGAAUAUAUAUAUAUUUGUAAUUUUCUAGUUCGCGAAAUAAUUAUUUAAACAGUUUUAAACUUUUUGUAUUAAACAGAAAUAUAAGAGAUAUAUGUCAGGAUAACAUUUUUUAUAAAUUCAAUGGUAUGGAUUAUCAGUGGAGAAUGGUGAGAAACGUCACUGUUCAUAUGUUUUUGUGGAAGCUUGACAAGAUUUGUAUAUUAUUAGUACCGGUAAGUCCCCUCAAUCAUAAAAAAAAUUAUUUGUUUCAUUUCCCCACAUUACUGAUGCUAUAUUGAUGGUUCAAUAUCAGAAUUAAUUGACUGUAUUUAUAUUGUCAUUCAUUGAUGUCAUUCACAAUUUUUAUGUCGAUAGGGUCCAAGAUUUGCUGGACUUUAGCAUCACAUUUCGAAUUGCGAAACAACUUCUUGCCAUUAAUCUCAUUUGCUAUUUGGAGAAUUAUAUUGCCAGUUAUUCCAUACAGUUCUGUCGAGUAAACUGACACCAAACUUCAGGCUAUUUAAAAACUCUCAUGUACUCCUGAUUGAAGCAAAUUUUGACUCCAUAUUUGCAUAACUACAAGAAAACCAAAUUUUGAUAACAAACUUUGGUAUAUGAAAGCUUUUUUUAGUUGUCUGUUUAGAAUGCCCAAUCACUUUCAUGGUUUUUGAUGAAAAUUUUGUCCUUGAUUAUCACGAUUUAAAUUUCGAAAUUCACAAUUUUCACUUCAGUAUGAAAAUACGACUGUGAUUCCAAUAUCGAUAAAAACAUGCCAAACCGAGUAUGCUUCAAGCCAUGAUUUCAUACCCUCAUUUAUAAAUCGAAUAAAAGUUGAUGUUUCGCUCAAUGAAUGAACAAUAUUCUAACUCCAUUCUCAGGAUAAGUGUUAAAUCAUCUUCUAUUUAGUUAUGAGCAAAAAAAGUUAAACCCAGACUAUGGAUACCAUUGUUGUGAAUAUUGUACAUCUUAGAUCAUAAUUUCAAUGCCAUUUUUUGACUAUUUUCCUUUUUCACACAGCAUCACAUCUUUUCUAUAUCAUGAUUUUAGCGCCGUUUUGACAAUUUUUUUUUCUCUCCCUAAAAUCAAAUAGCAAGUUCUGUUGAGUAAAGUCAUGGUGAUUUAACACUUAGUUGGGUUGUGAACACAUCUUAAAUUCAAACAUUUAUUAUGACUUAACCAACAUUUUUUAUAUAUAGCCUCAAGUGACCCUCAUACAACCAACAAAUUUAAGGUUAAUCUUGACCAACUCUAUACUGUCCUGGUAGUACACUGGUCAAUUAUUAGUAGUUGUAUCUUAUCUUUCGUGAUUUUAAAACAUGAAUUUUGAAUUGAAAAAAGAUUAUUUUACUGCAAUCAGUAUUGUUUAUUUUCUAGUUCCAGGAAAAAUACAUUGAAAAAUAUCAUUUUUUGGCUGUCGACUGUUAUUUAAAUCCAUUCUUUUCAUUCAGCUCAGUGAAGCACCUGUUAGCAUUGUUUGAUGAAGCAUUGUUUCGUUGUGUGAUUAACCAUUUUGCAUCUUUUUUAAAUACUGUGUUCUUUGAAUUUCCAUGUCUUAUUUAUAUCUCAUUUUUCCUUACAUCAUUUAGUUUGUUAGUGUGUCAAAUAAUUCGACGGUAAUUUACGUUGGAUUUAGUAGAAUUAAAUUCACUUUUUUUGCACACAUAUAAUCAUAUUUUAAACAUGGUGGCUUGUCUUACGAAUUA